Molecule: messenger RNA, 411 nt
Organism: Pteronotus mesoamericanus
Lineage: Eukaryota; Metazoa; Chordata; Mammalia; Chiroptera; Mormoopidae
Product: keratin, type II cuticular Hb1-like
Exons: 4
Coding region: 1-411 (136 amino acids)
Biological process (GO): intermediate filament organization; keratinization
Cellular component (GO): keratin filament
Molecular function (GO): structural constituent of skin epidermis
Source: RefSeq, a predicted model, not a curated record
AUGACCCCCUUGUACUCCAUGUCAGAACUCUGCAAUUGUAACAAGUGUGAAGAGAUAAAUGUGACCACACAGAGACACAUGCAGAGCCUGAGGCACAGCAAGGAGGAGCUGAACAGGCUUAACCAGGCCAUCCAGCAGCUAACUGUGGAGCCCUGCAAGCUAGAAGGAGCCAAGCACCCACCAGCUCUGCAGGAGGAGGGUGCCUCAGGCAGUGCCAAGGGCAAGCUGGCCUGGCUGGAGGCCGCCCUGCAGCGGGCCAAGCAGGACAUGGUGCGGCAGCUGCGGGAGUACCAGGAUCUCAUGAUCGUCAAGCUGGGCCUGGACUUUGAGAUCGCCACCUACCGCAAGCUGUUGGAGGACGAGGAGAGCAGGCUUGGCCUGAGACAGGGAGCAGGGAGCCUCAGUAAGUAA